Plasmodium relictum is the source of this 2061-nucleotide messenger RNA. RefSeq names its product conserved Plasmodium protein, unknown function. The coding region runs from base 1 to 2061 and encodes 686 amino acids. The record is from RefSeq and is a predicted model, not a curated record. NCBI's taxonomy places the organism in Eukaryota, Apicomplexa, Aconoidasida, Haemosporida, Plasmodiidae. The transcript has 9 exons.
AUGGCUUGCAUAAAUCAGGGAAAACCGUUAUCUCCACGAGUUAAAUUUAAAACAAUUCAAAAGAUAAAAGAACAAGAAUAUAUCACAGAGCAAGCAUAUUUAAUACCUGAAAAUGAUGGCACUGCAAUUUACUUGAGUUAUGAAUUAAAUAAAUCAUUAGAAAAUAUUUUUAAAAGAUAUUCAAUAAAUGGAUAUAUGGGUGUUAAUGAAUUCAUAAAAAUGUGCUAUGAUUGUAAUUUAUUGCCUAAAAAUAAAAACAAGGAUAUAUUACAUUAUAUUUUCAAACCAUCCAAUUCUCUAAAAAUUGGAUAUAUAGAAUAUAAAGACUUUUUCCAAAUAUUGCAUAGACUUAGUGAAUAUUUAUUUCGUAAAUUAAUAAUGACAGAGCAAGAAAAAUUUAAUGUGUUAAUUAAGCAUUUAACUACGUUAAAAUUUUCAAAAGAAGAAUUAAAUCACGAAAAAUAUAAUGUGGGAAUACAAGUUUCCGUAGAAAAACAAAGUAUUGGUGUCAAUGCCGUUUGUGAUAUGAUGAAUUCAUCUUGUAACACUUUUAAUGAUAUAAAAAACCAGGAAACUAUGACAGAUAUAAUAGAAAUAACAAGCAACCAAAAGAAUAAGGACAAAAAAAAAAGUGAUGAGUUAAUUAUAGAAAAUAAUAUUAAUUGUUCUAAAUUAAAAUCACGAAGUUCUGAAGAAUUCGAAAUAAAAGAAAGAAUACAAGAAAUAGAGAAAAAAUGUAUUUAUAAAGAAGAAAUUAAUAAAAAAUUAAAAGAAGAAAUAAAUAAUGCAUUAAAAAUUAUUGAAGAAAAAAAUAUUGAAAUUGAGGAUAUUAAUACAAAUAACUUAAAACAAUUAGAAAUCGAAAGGGAAAAAAUUACUGAACUAAAAAAUGAAAUAAAAAAAUUACAACAAGAAAAAACUAAUUUAGAAGAAAAACAAAAAAAAAUAAUAAGUAACUUCGAAAAUAAAGAGAGAUUUCAAUUAAAUAAAACAGAAGAAUUAAAAAAAACGGAGAUGGAUUAUUUAGAAUUAAAAAGACUUUUAUUUUUACCUAGUGAAGAAGAAGCAAUGUUAAUAAAAGUUUUUUCUUUGUAUAGCUCAUACAAUGGAGAAAUUGUAGAAAAUGUGAUGAACAAAAAGCAUUGUGCAAACUUUUUAGCAAAUUAUUAUUUAUUAAGAAAAAAUGAAAAAAAUGAAAACGAAACAAAUUUAAGUAUAGAGGAUGCUGAAGAUUUAUUUAAUGAAGUAUUAAAUAAAAGGAAAUAUAUUGAGAAUAAAGAUUUAAAUGAUGUAUUUACUUAUUUUUACUUUAAGCUUCUUCUAUGCAACGUAGGAAAGUUUUUAUAUCCAGAAUUAACUGAAAGAGAAAGCUUCUUAGAAAUAGUUUUAAACCAUGUAUUGCUUCUUAAUAAAAAUGAAGAUUUUAUAAACAAAGAAGAACAAAACAAAAAAAUUAAAAAAAAAAAUAAAAUAAAAAUAAAAAGUUCGAAUGAGCUAGAGGUUUUUAAGGAGGGAAUAAUAGGAGGGUAUACAAGUAGCGACAAAAGUGUUAAUUUUAAUGACUUUAAAAAGAAUAAGGAAAAAAAAAGGUUAGAAACUCAUAAGAAAAGAUUAAUAUUACAAAAAAUGAAAGCUGAAAGUGACUAUACAGAUCAAUCAUUUGAGUACAUUGAAUCAGAUGAAACAAAAAAGAAAAAAAAAAAAAACAAAGUAAAAAAUAAAAAAGGAAAAAUAAAAGCAAUUACUAAUUAUUUAAAACAAAAUGUUGAAUACAAAGGAACGUAUGGUUAUGAUACAUGUAGUGAAGAAUGUAAUUCAAUAAUUUCAAUUAAUUCUGAUUAUCUUCAUUCAGAUUUCCAAAAAAAUAACAUUAUUCAACCUUUAAAAAUACAAGAUACUUUCAUGAAAAUUCCUAAAAAAGUUCAUAAAGGCACUAAAAUUACCAAAACAAAAAAUAUUACUAAUUUUCAAAAUAAACUACCUUUAUAUGAUAUUGAAGGCAAAAUAUGGCCGUCAAAAUCAGAAAAAAGAAAUUUUAUUCCAGUUUUUGGUAAUGAGUAA